Lycium ferocissimum is the source of this 732-nucleotide messenger RNA. RefSeq lists its product as uncharacterized. The transcript is spliced from 5 exons. The record is from RefSeq and is a predicted model, not a curated record. The coding region runs from base 1 to 732 and encodes 243 amino acids. NCBI's taxonomy places the organism in Eukaryota, Viridiplantae, Streptophyta, Magnoliopsida, Solanales, Solanaceae.
AUGCCAUCCACCACAGCCGAGCAGAGCACUGUUGCACCUCCUUCCCUGAGGAUUGCAACUCCUCCUACGAGGACUGCUGAUGUUCAGUCUAAGAUAUUGGCACGACAGAUGGAGGCAUCGGUGGAGAGACAGAUUAGGGUCGUGCUGAAGCCGAUCAUACAGGCACAGACUAGGGCACAUGAGCUAUUUCAGACCCGAUUAGAUGGUUUUCAGACUAGACUUGCUGGGAUGGAGCGUAAAGGCCUAGGAGGGUCUGAUGUCAGUGAGUUUAGAGUUGAGCUGGAUAAGCUCAAGGCAGAUAUACAUUAUCACUCGGGCAUUGAUAUGGCCCCGUUUGAUACUCCUUAUGGGAGGAGAUAUAGGUCUCUUAUUGGAUGGAUUGAUGCUUUUGAGAAUAGGCAGAAGGAGUACGCGGAUCGGAAGGUCCGAGAUCUUGAGUUCAUGGUUGUAUUAUUAAAGGUCUCACCUACGAAGGGUGUGAUGAGAAUUGGGAAGAAAGGUAAGCUUAGUCCCAGAUUCAUUGGUCCAUUAGAGAUUUUCAAUCGUGUGAGGGAUGUAGCUUAUGAGUUGGCUUUGCCCCCAAGAUACCAUGGUGAUGGUUCGUUUAUCAUUCAUUGGGAUUCUUUCUUGUUGGAUGAAAAUAUGUCCUAUGAGGAAGAGCCUAUUGCUAUUUCAGAUAGAGAGGUUCGUAAGUUGAGGUUGAAAGAAAUAGCAUCCGUGAAAGUUCAGUAG